AAAAGGGCCAUGAAUGGCGAAGCAAAUGGCAGGAAAGGAAGCGCCUUCCCGCUGUUUUGUUUAGCCGCGGUGGUGUCCUAUAUACAAGCCUGAUCGAUUUGAGAAAAACUUACGAGUUUUCUCGGUUUGGUUGCAUGCCUGUGGAUUAGCCUGCGUCGUGGCGGAUUGAACGUGGGCUUUUCUGGGUUUUGUUUGGGCUUUUCUCUUCUUCGUCCGAUCGUGAAGUAGAAUGUGGAAAGGAGGGAGCUUUGGUGUCGCUGAACUCUUUGGUUGCAUGCUCGUGCAUUAGCCCGCGUCGUGGUGGCUUGAAACGUUGACUGAGGAACUUGAUUCUGGGAAAGGGUCCAAGUACCAAUUUGUCCAAUGAACAUGGAUAAUAAAUCAGUGAUCAAGACUUCUGAGACAACAAGUGCAGCGACGCAAUCUAUUUCAGAUCCUGUGCUGCAGUCCAUGCAUGCCAUAGCUUGGCAGCAAUAUGAAUUUGAACAAUCACUAUUGAGUCGGCAGCUGUGGUCUCAGCAGCAAGCUGCUUCCAUGGAAGUGAGCAUCAAAGCAGUUGCUUUACAAGCUGUGGUACAGGCCAAUGGGAUAAGCCACGUCUUGAAAGGGGGAAACAAUAUUUCCAAGGAGGAGGCAGUUAAGGAAAUCCAGUCUGAUAGGGUUAUUGAAGAACUCAAGUCGAGCCGAAAGGCCCCAUCUUGGCAUUCUUCAGCAUCGAAAUUGACAUCUGGCUCUCCUAUGGGGCAUAAGAAUGACCUGAAGGAAGCAGAAACCUGGCCUGCUGAAGGCUGUACCAGUGAAAGUCAUUAUAAAGACGAUCAUUUGGACCAUAAAGAUACUUACCAAGAAACCCAUGGAUCUAGAGAUAGGAGAAAUUGCUCGUCUGAUUACAGGAGUCAUCGGCUGCAUCGUCACAGAAGCAGGAGCAGGAGCAAGAGCCGGGUCAGAAGCAGAAGCAGGAGGAGGAGUAGGAGCAGAUAUGUGUCUAGAUCACCACCCAAGAAGUACAACAAAGGUAGGAGCAGAAGCAGGACCAGGACUUGGAGCAGAUAUAGGUCCAGAUCUCCGCCCAAGAAGCACAGCAGAGAUGAAUAUUAUUCUCAUGGGCCUGAAGAUCUCAAGCCUAAGUCAACUUGCCAUCAACAGGAAACGCAUCACACAUCUUCAGGUGGUCAAACCAAGUCAGGUAAUUCUCAUUGUGAUAAUUGUGUCCAGACUCUUCCAGCAACCCCUUGGAAUUGUUCCAGUGAGCAGGAAAAGAAAGAUCUAUUAACCAAAGACGCUGAUGCUCAUGGAGUUGGCAAAGGUGGAAAUGAUACAUGGGAAGCGUGGCCUCGUGAGAAAUGCAUAUGAUUGUUCUGUUCAGGUGCACAACAUUUUCAGAGUCUUGACAGUCAUAUAAGGUUAGUCAAACCUCAGCAGGAUGCGGUUAAUUCAUGGGCUUUGGACAUGUGAAAAUGAUGAAUGGGCAAGAUUAAGAUUUGGGGGCAUAUUUGCGUCUGACUCGAGAGACCCCUUUUAUCUUUCUAUAUUUCCUUUCAUUUGAGCAAUUUGGUAGAUUCUUUAAGCAGUCUUUUCUCACAAACUGUCGAAUUAUGCAUUUACCAUGCAUGGUGAUGCUGAUGAAUAAUGGUUUCAAGCGUGGAGGAUAUAUUUAUUUUCCCAUGAGGUCGAGGAACCCUUCAUUGCCAUCGUCCAUGUGUGGCUAUUUGACCAAGAUUCUGAGUUUUCAACCUACCAGAAGGCAUACCCUUUUACAACUUCAUUUAUUCAAAGCCUCUUGC
Molecule: messenger RNA, 1784 nt
Organism: Eucalyptus grandis
Lineage: Eukaryota; Viridiplantae; Streptophyta; Magnoliopsida; Myrtales; Myrtaceae
Product: serine/arginine-rich splicing factor 4-like
Exons: 3
Coding region: 364-1353 (329 amino acids)
Source: RefSeq, a predicted model, not a curated record